CCCCUUGAUUAUUUCGAAUAUAUAUAAUCGGACCUCGGUCUGAAAUUGUUGGCUCCUGAGAUUAUUUCAAAAGGAAAGCUGGAAUCAACAUCGAAGCCUCACUGAAGCCGCUAGCUGCGGGCACGUGACCAGCUUGUACGUUUUGCCUGGAAGGAGAAGCGAAAUUACCCGCCUGGAGUUACAACUAUUCGAUUGAACACGAGAGACUUGCAUUACUUUAUCUCUGUCACGGAGAGGGUUCAAGAAAUAUUUGUUCUGUGGCUCCCUUGAAGUUUGGCCGCAUGCGCGAUGCUGCGGCACGUCGCGUGUGCACAUGAUAGUGGUUUUAAACGGGUUGAGGAACCCCAGGUUUAGCCCAACGUGCAAUUUCUUCAAAACAGAUAGAAUCACCUAGGGGGGGCUGCAAACAUGGCUCCAAGCGGGGCGACAGGGGCUGAGCUAGACAGACCUGAAGAGGAACGGCGUGAUCGCCUUUUCCAGGGAAAAUCUUUCUGGCUAUCUGAGAAAGUCCCUCAAAAACAUAGAUUCAGGGACCUCAUACAACAACAUGGUGGCAUUGUGAAACUUCGUGAAAAGGAUGCGGACAUUUUGAUAGUGGACCACAAGCAGAAGAACCUCCCGGCCAAUACGUAUUCUUACCAGUAUAUCGAGAAGUCUAUCCAAAGAGGAAAACUAGAAGAUCUCGAGGCACACAAGGCUGGUCCUUCAGCAGCCCGACCUGUCGGGGCAACAAAUAUUCCAGCCAGAAGCCACCGAUCAGCAUAUACGCCAGAAGACGAUCAAUUAAUUUUUGAUUAUAUGCAACCAUUUGAAAGGGACCCAAAGGCUUCAAUUUCGGGUAACAAGAUCUACCAGGAAUUUGCAGCACAGCACCCCAGACAUACAUUUCAAUCGUGGCGCGAUAGGUACCUCAAGAGGCUUCGAGGGCGGCCACGUCCUGGCGGAAUGUUAGAGCCUACUGCCACCACGGCGGACGGUGAGGAAACCCGCAGAAGUCAAUCUGCUCACGCAACUACAUCACGUGGAGAUGAAGUAGCAGCCGGAGAAAAGGCAUCACCACAAAAGCCACAGGAGAGGAAACGGAAGCACAGCCCAGAACCAACAGAGUCUAGCGAACGUGAGCCUAAGCGCAUGGCUAGCAAGCAGCAAACGAAAGCAACAAAGCAACAUCCAACACCACAGCCAUCAGAAGUAGUGGUGCCUCGCAAACCCCUGAAUGAGAAAAGAAAGUCACCACGCCGUGAGGCCCCCCCAAGUCCCAAAAAGGCAAAGAUCGCAACACGACAAAGUGAAGAAGCCGCCGUGAACCAGGAACCUGUCGGCGGAGCUAGCAUGGGCAUCGAUAACUUCUUCCUAGAGCUGCCCUUUCUCCCGCCAAGCCCAUCGGCCGAGGAGGAGGCUCCAGAGCAAGAUAUUGAAUCAUGGAUAGACAAUCGGCGUCGCGAAGGCAAGGGCAACGAGGCCCAAAUCAUCGAAGCAUUACGUUGCACCAGCAUGGAUCCAACCUUGGCGGAUCAAAUUUUGGAGUCCAUAGCCGCAGGGAACGGUAUACCGACUGAUAUGCGCGGAGUCUGGACAGCAGAGGAUGACAGAAGCUUGGAGGCACAGGAUACACGAGAGAUUCAACGGCUCAUGGACAAGCAUGGCUCGGUAUGCUUGGAUUAUCGAUGGGAAUAUCUUAACAUGGCACGAGCCGAGGGCCUUGAGAAUCCUUCAACUAAUUAG
Molecule: messenger RNA, 1725 nt
Organism: Aspergillus versicolor CBS 583.65
Lineage: Eukaryota; Fungi; Ascomycota; Eurotiomycetes; Eurotiales; Aspergillaceae
Product: putative transcription factor Rap1
Exons: 4
Coding region: 409-1725 (438 amino acids)
Biological process (GO): telomere maintenance via telomere lengthening; regulation of DNA-templated transcription
Cellular component (GO): shelterin complex
Molecular function (GO): telomeric repeat DNA binding
Source: RefSeq, a predicted model, not a curated record